AUGGCCAUGGCCCGGUCCAGGAGGGACUCCGUGUGGAAGUACUGUUGGGGACUUUUGAUGGUUUUGUGCAGAACUGCGAUCUCCAGAUCGAUAGUUUUAGAGCCUAUCUACUGGAAUUCCUCGAACUCCAAAUUUCUACCCGGACAAGGCCUGGUACUAUACCCACAGAUAGGAGACAAAUUGGAUAUUAUUUGCCCCAAAGUGGACUCUAAAACUGUUGGCCAGUAUGAAUAUUAUAAAGUUUAUAUGGUUGAUAAAGACCAAGCAGACAGAUGCACUAUUAAGAAGGAAAAUACCCCACUGCUCAACUGUGCCAGACCAGACCAAGAUGUGAAAUUCACCAUCAAAUUUCAAGAAUUCAGCCCUAACCUCUGGGGUCUAGAAUUUCAGAAGAACAAAGAUUACUACAUUAUAUCUACAUCAAAUGGGUCUUUGGAGGGCCUGGAUAACCAGGAGGGAGGGGUGUGCCAGACAAGAGCCAUGAAGAUCCUCAUGAAAGUUGGACAAGAUGCAAGUUCUGCUGGAUCAACCAGGAAUCAUGAUCCAACAAGACGCCCAGAGCUAGAAGCUGGUACAAAUGGGAGAAGUUCAACAACAAGUCCCUUUGUGAAGCCAAAUCCAGGUUCUAGCACCGAUGGCAACAGUGCGGGGCAUUCCGGGAACAAUCUCCUGGGUUCCGAAGUGGCCUUAUUCGCAGGGAUUGCAUCAGGAUGCAUCAUCUUCAUCGUCAUCAUCAUCACUUUGGUGGUGCUGCUGCUCAAGUACCGCAGGAGACACCGCAAACACUCUCCACAGCACACGACCACGCUGUCUCUCAGCACACUGGCCACGCCCAAGCGAGGUGGUAACAACAAUGGCUCGGAGCCCAGUGACGUUAUCAUACCGCUAAGGACUGCAGACAGCGUCUUCUGCCCGCACUAUGAGAAGGUCAGCGGGGACUAUGGGCAUCCGGUGUACAUCGUGCAGGAGAUGCCCCCACAGAGUCCUGCCAACAUUUACUACAAGGUCUGAGGCCUGAGACCUGCGCCUCCCAAGGGAACUUGCACCUUGUUCUUGGGCACGCAGGGACUGCCUGAGCCUGGCUGCGGGGACAGGAUGCCUCCUGGAAGAGCCUGGAUCUGGACAGUUUUGUAGUCUGUAGCUUUUCGACCCUGGGGACCACAGACCCUCCCCGGAAGCUGGAAGACUGCUAGGAGAUUCCCACUUGGACUGCCACGUCCCCACGCGGACCUCCAAGCCAUGCACCCAGCCGCUACUCAGGCCUCUGCAGAGCCCGGGGAGGACACGGUAGGCUAUGGAUGGCACAGCAGCAUCUUAGAAGGUUGCGCACCAGGUCGGCCCCGGCCUCCACGUUUCCUGCCGUGCACACUGGACUUAUCACUCGGACCUCGGGUUCAGUAAGGUUUUCAAAGAUCUCUAGUGUUUAGUCCUCACUCACUCACUCACUCCUUCUCUUGCCAGGGCUCUGCAGCACCUCCCCAGACCCCUCACUCCACGUUUUGCAUCAUUACGGGACGCUCACCACAUAGUCCCAACUCCACCCUUUUACACCAAGAUCAGAUUAGAUGGGUAUUAGGUACAGAACCCUGCUUGCCUGGAGGCUGGGUCAGCCGGGAAGCAUGGAGGUGUGGAGGAGUGAGAAGGUGCUGGCUGCCACCGCAGGUCAAGGCUGCUGCCCCUGGAUCAUAGUAGGGACACAAGAAGGAAACAAUAGAUAGUGCUUUAGUUUUUCUGAGAGGACAGAGACAGGUGGGAGAUGACUGACUGGUGAGUGGUGGGGAGCCAAGUCGCUCACUACCACACAGCUAUGCAGCAGGGAAUCAAAGCCCUCUCCUACAGGGGAACAAAGGGGCCAUUGUGGUGGAAGGACCAGCUAGCACGGAGGGAGAGGGCAAGCUUCUGGUAAAGUGCCGGAGCAGGACUGUUGAGGUACUGGCAAUAAAAAGAGCAGCCGUGGAGCUGUGGGAGAGUCGUCUGCUUUGGGAGAUGUUUUAAGCAGACUCAGCUGCUAUAUUACCACAUUUUAUUAAAAACACAGGGAAAGCAUUUAGGAGAAGAGCAGAGAGCCAAAUCUGACCUAGAAGUUGAAAAGCCAAAGGUCAAACAGGCUGUAAGUCCAUCACCACUGAGGUUAUUAGAGAAUUCUCAUUAGGAAAAGGUAGGUCAGAUCCCCAGUCCCCAUAAGUGCCCCCUUCCCCCUCCCCGACUGAGCCUUACACGUUGGUUUUUGGUUGAUGGCCGUGCUGUCUGGGCUCCAAGGCUAUACCCAGGCUCUAUGUCAAAGCAAAGCACACAUGGCCCACCUCUUAGAGUCCUUAAGAUGGAAGUAAGUUAUGAUGUGGAAGGGAAGGAGGAAGAUAGGACAUAUUUAUAAUAGGUGUAUAGAACACAAGGGAUAUAAAAUGAAAGAUUUUUUUACUAAUAUAUAUUUUAAGAUUACACACAAUACACACCAGGAGAUUUGGAGUUCAUUGGUAGUGGUGAUCCAAGCGAUCCCAGUGCUUUAGUUCUUUAAAAAGUAAAAGAUUGGAUAGCUAUUCCCCAAAAGUACCAAUAACAAGGAAAAUAUCAAUAAUGAGAGCAAACAGCAAACAUAACAAGGUCCUGUGGAAAUCUCGAGGAACCGUAGACUAGGAGUGCCAGCCCCCCAAACCCCAGGAAACUGAUGUGACCGGCGCCCCAGGUUAGACAGUGAGAUGUGCUGGCCUUUAUUUUCUGUGUUGGGUUUUCCCUUGCCUUAUGGGCUGAAGUGUUCUCUAGAAUUUAGCAGGUCACACUGAGGGGGUUACAGUUGACUGUUUAGCUGUGGGUCCCUCCUCUCCUAUCCCUAUCCCUGCCCUUCCAGAGAAUAACAGGAAGCAGGAAGCUUUCCUUUUUUUUUUUUUAA
Molecule: messenger RNA, 2887 nt
Organism: Apodemus sylvaticus (European woodmouse)
Lineage: Eukaryota; Metazoa; Chordata; Mammalia; Rodentia; Muridae
Gene: Efnb2
Product: ephrin B2
Exons: 5
Coding region: 1-1011 (336 amino acids)
Biological process (GO): ephrin receptor signaling pathway; blood vessel morphogenesis; axon guidance
Cellular component (GO): plasma membrane
Molecular function (GO): ephrin receptor binding
Source: RefSeq, a predicted model, not a curated record